Molecule: messenger RNA, 759 nt
Organism: Poeciliopsis prolifica (blackstripe livebearer)
Lineage: Eukaryota; Metazoa; Chordata; Actinopteri; Cyprinodontiformes; Poeciliidae
Gene: apoc2
Product: apolipoprotein C-II
Exons: 4
Coding region: 70-360 (96 amino acids)
Biological process (GO): lipid transport; lipid metabolic process
Cellular component (GO): chylomicron
Molecular function (GO): enzyme activator activity
Source: RefSeq, a predicted model, not a curated record
CAGGCCAGCGGUGCCUCCGACUUUGUUUUCUUUUUCUCAUUUCUGCACAGGAAAACAAUCCAAAGCACCAUGAAUAAACUGCUGGUAGUUACUGUGUUGGUUGCACUUCUUGCUAUCAAUGCCGAAAGCUUUCGUUUGAGAAGGCAAGUGGAGGAGGAGGAGGGAACGCUGAACAAGAUCUCAGGCACUGUCAAGUCCUACUACAACAGCGCUGUGGACACCGUCAAUGGAUACGUGGACACAAUCAAAGGCCUGAAACUCCAGGAGAAAGCACAGAAUCUUUACACCGAAACCACUACAGUUGUGAGCACCUAUGCCGGCAUAUUCCAAGACCAGCUUUACCAUUUUUUUCACCAGUAGGACAAAAAAAAUACAAAUACAUCGCACUGCUCAUCCUGCACAUGAAAGUGUCUACACAUCAUUCGACACCUUAAUGUUUGGUUCUCAUCACCAAAUGGAGCCUCACAACUGAAAUAGUUAUAAAAAGCGCAUUUGCUUUUUAUAGUGCUUUUUAAACCACUGAACUGAUGACAACACAUAUUGGAGACAUCCUGACUUCACAACCUGCCUAGAGGAAAUGGAUGGCCAAAUGUGGUGAGCACAUGGGGCACUCAAUAUCCUGCAGAUAAUCUCAUGUCCACCUAGUUGUGUUGCAUUCCCUCUUAAUUUACUUAAAUCAGCCAUUUCACCCCUUGAUGAGUGUAAUGUUUGUGUCAUAUCGUGAAAUAAAGUAUUUAUACAAAAAAGGCAUUUGCAAUU